GUGGGGAACAGGGAAGCCAAACAGCUGCACUGUGAGAGCGUGUCUGCUCGUGUCUGUGUGACAAAGAGCCGCUCGGUGCGACAAUGCACUUUUCCACUGACACGGGAGUCGCCGGGGAGGCGGGGGGACGUGUGUGUAAUGCGGGAUAGAGACAGAUGAAAUCGCGGGUUUAAAAAAAAAAAAGCACCUUUAAGAUCGCAUGAACCAAACCCCAGAUAAGCAAUUUAAAAAAGGCAAAUAAUUCACCUCCGCAUGUCUUGAUCAAUGCGAGUCGGAAGCGGGUAUUGUUUGUGUCACAAGAGCGAAAGCACAACUUCCUCACUGUCCCGGUAAUGUCAGACAGGAGCAGACUGCUGACUAACUACCUACCUGCAAGAUUACAAUAGGGACGAGUCACAAACACGAAGACACACACGCCGCUGAACUCGCACUGAGAGAGACCGGAGUUCAACAAAACGCAGGAAGCGCAAGAGACAGCGAGGCGGACAGUGAUGAGGGAGGCAGCGAGAGGGGAGGAGAAUUGACAAGCCACAACAAACAGCCGACAGACGAGACGCCUUCAUUUUUCUUUUUUGAACAUUAACCGUCUGUAAAAAAUAAAUCAAUCAAGACAUACCUUGAACAAAGAGCCCCUUUCAUCCACCGGAGAGACGCGCCGACUUGCACCGAGAAAGCGAGGGGACCCAGAGGCUGUCCGAGAAUGGGGUCCGAGCCAGCGCUGGAGGAGGAGGAUCUGAGCCCCGCGGAGGACCCCGAUGCUGACCCCCUGGAGGGGAGGGUCCCGGCGGGGAGGGGGGCUGUGCUGACCCGGAGAGGGAUCACCCUGAGAGUUCUGCUGAAGGACGGGCUGAUCGAGCCGGGGGACGCAGUGCUGUCCAUCCACUACCUGGGUAAGAGGUUUGUGGGGGACCUGCUGUGCGACGGUAAGAUCCGCUGGGUGGAGACGGGCCAGCUCUUCAACUCCCCGAGCGCCUGGGCCACGCACUGCAAGAAGCUCAUCAACCCGGCCAAGAAGUCUGGCUGCGGCUGGGCCUCUGUCAAGUACCGCGGGCAGAAGCUGGUGCAGUACAAGACCAGCUGGCUGCACAAGUACCAGCCUGCAGCUGAGACGGGCCUGGUGAGCGAGGGAGAGGAGGAGGAGCUGGGAGAGGAGGAGGAGGAGGAGGAAGAGGGGAGCAGGAAGACUGGGAACAAGAGCCAGCUGGAGACAGAGAGCAGCCCCCCGGAGAAGAGAGGAGAGAGGAAGGAGUGUGUGCCAGUGAGGUACCAUACACUGGGGAGCAGAGACUCGGGCAGGGACCCACACACCCUGGUGGAGCUCACUGCCUUCUCCGCGAUCAACAGGUUCCAGCCCUUCAACGUGGCCGUGUCCAGCAACGUGCUGCUGCUGCUGGAUUUCCACUGUCACCUGACACGCAGCGAGGUUGUGGGGUACCUGGGGGGUCGCUGGGACACGAACACACAGCUUCUCACUGUGCUCCGUGCGUUCCCGUGUCGCUCGCGGCUCGCUGACAGAGACUCCGCCCCCGCCGUGGAGGAGGAGAUCUGUCAGAACCUGUUCAUGCGUGGCCUCUCAUUGGUGGGCUGGUACCACAGCCACCCCUUCAGCCCCCCCCACCCCUCCCUGCAGGACAUCGACUCCCAGAUGGACUACCAGCUGAAACUACAGGGCUCCAGCAACGGCUUCCAGCCCUGCCUGGGGCUACUGUGCGGACCCUACUCGCUGGGGAACCAGGGCCUGCAGUCCAAGAUCACCCCCUUCUGUGUGGUGCCGCCCCCGGAGCAUCGCCCCAAUGACUAUGGGAUCCCGGUGGAGGUGGAGGUGAGCUCUGUGCAGGAUGCCUUCCUGACCAGCGAUGUGCUGCACGAGAUGAUGCUGCUGGUGGAGUUCUACAAGUCGGCCCCUGACCUUGUGCGUUUCACAGAGCCGUGGAAUCAGGAGAUCACGUUCCUGGACAAGCUCAAGGGCUCUCUGAAUGGCCACGCCCCGAAGGACCAGGCCUACAGCCAGAUCCUGGAGUACGUGUACAACCAGCUGCUGACUGGCCAGGGCUAGAGAAGGCAGCAGACUGACCCGAGGAAUGGACAGGACCCCCGAACCCCCACUCUGUGCGAGAGCUCUGCCCUGCCUCUGAACCUCAUCCACUCAGCCACGGCAAGCCACUCAACCAGGGGGAAAGAAAAUAGUCUGAAACAUGAAUUAAAAUAUUGAAUGUGAAA
Polyodon spathula (Mississippi paddlefish) is the source of this 2220-nucleotide messenger RNA. RefSeq names its product MPN domain containing (gene mpnd). Gene Ontology annotation, molecular function: metallopeptidase activity; polyubiquitin modification-dependent protein binding. The record is from RefSeq and is a predicted model, not a curated record. The transcript has 13 exons. Gene Ontology annotation, cellular component: BRISC complex; BRCA1-A complex. Gene Ontology annotation, biological process: double-strand break repair. Lineage: Eukaryota; Metazoa; Chordata; Actinopteri; Acipenseriformes; Polyodontidae. Bases 701 to 2056 code for a protein of 451 amino acids.